Molecule: messenger RNA, 1696 nt
Organism: Cajanus cajan (pigeon pea)
Lineage: Eukaryota; Viridiplantae; Streptophyta; Magnoliopsida; Fabales; Fabaceae
Source: RefSeq, a predicted model, not a curated record
UGCUCCUUCUGUUGCUGUACACUACUCACUACUAAUACUCUCUUCCCAGGUCUCGCUGUCUCUUCAUUUGACUUUGUUGAGAAAACCCUAAAAUCCCAAAUCUCCAGCAAUGGCACCGAAGAUGAAGCUGCAGCCGCGCAAUCCCCCUGUUGAGGAUCCACCCACAGCUUCUUCCUCUUCCUCUUCCGAAUACGAAGAAGAAGAAGAAGACUUGCAACCUUCCACCCAACCACCCGCGCAAGAUUUUUCCUCUUCCUCAUCCGAAGACGACGAAGAACCUUCCAAAACCCCUCCCACUAACCCUACCUCCAAACCCUCCUCCUCCGAAUCCGACACCCCCUCCGACUCCGAUUCCGAGCCCAAGCCCAAGCCCACCAAUCAGGCCCAAAAGCCCAAGCCCCAGCCCCAGUCCUCCUCCGCCCCGCCCAAAUCCGGAUCCAAGCGCCCCGCCGAGUAUUCCGCCCUGCCCAAGCCCGCCAAGAAGAAGCCAACCGACGCCUCUCCUUCCGUCGCCGCCUCCGACGACGAGGCGGAGGAGGACGGGAAGAAGUCCGGCGGUGGCGGGGGCGGGCAAUUAAAGCUGUUCCAGAGGCUCUGGAGCGAGGAAGACGAACUGGCGAUUCUGAAGGGCAUGGCCGAGUUCAUUUCCCGCACCGGGCAAGACCCUCACAGGUACCCCGAGUCUUUCCACGACACCGUUAAGAAGUCGCUCCACGUGGAAGCCUCCAGCAACCAGCUGAAAGAGAAGAUCCGGCGCUUGAAAAAGAAAUUCGAGACCAAUUUGGGGCGAGGGAAGAACGGGGAGGACCCCAAAUUCUCCAAGCCCCACGACCAGACGCUGUUCGACUUGUCCAAAAAGGUUUGGGGCGAAGCUAGUAUGCUCGUGGUGAGGCCCAAGUUCAAUGGGAAGCCCGCCAAGAGCCCAAUUCCCAAGAAGGAAGGUAAAAGCAGGAAUGUGACAACAACAACGCCCGAAACAAACACUCAAUUGGCGCUUGUGGACUCGAAGGGGUCUGAAAAAUCUGAUAUUGGUGAUGUGAAUUCGCUUUACCGCGAGAUAUCUGAUGUUAAGGAGCUGGAUGAGGAUGAGAUGAAGAGGGGAUUGACAUUGAUUGGAGAAUCGAAGAGGAAGGAGUUGGAGGGAAGGUGGAGGAACUUGCGACGUGCUGAGAUUGAACUCGUUGCGAAUCGCUCUUUGCUCAUUGGGGAACAGAUUAAGUUGAUACAUGAAGCGCUUGAGUCAUCUGACAAAUAGAGAUUCAUUGCGUUAGGUAUCAUUUUUACUCUUUCUGCUGCUCUUAGUUAAUUACAGGUUGUCUCUUUUAAUUCGGAUUUGCUAUUUGCUGUUGUGUGUAUAUAUGUCAUGGACAAACCAUGAUUUUGAGAUGAACAUAUUGUUCUGAUUUAUUAAUAAGUGUGUAAUUCUGCUUAAUUUGUGGGUAUUUAGUUUUGUUUUCACCAUUGCUCUUGGAGUUUACAAGAGAGGCCAUUUCAUGCACUUGGUAACAUAGCCUCUUCAACAAUGAGUAGGAAAAUUUGUGGUGUCACUUUUGGUAAUAUAUUCAAAUUGGCAAAACAAAGCCUCUUUGUUAAUUGAGGUGUUGCAAUUUGGGAUGGCUGGAACAUUCACCAUCACUAAUUUUCAACCUAUGUAAUCAGCAUUUUUUUGUUAAAUGUCUAUCACAAUGUUAUUCCU